AGCCUGCUCUGGUCCCAUGGGUGUUAUGAUGUCUGGCAAUCUCGGUGUGAGCUGCAAAGGGUCGUUGAUCCCGAGAAUGGGAUCAUUCGCCUCCGCGAUGUAGAUCCUCGUUGGGUUGCUCUCCUCUUCGCAAGCCUAGCUGGAAACAUUGCCAGUGCGAACAAGUCAGACUUUGACUCACAGGCAAUUGAAGAGGUAGAGGCUGCCAAGUUGCAAGUCAUGUGGUACAAAGCAUCUGUGGUAUUUCCGAAUGUUGGCCAAUUUACGGUAAAUCACGACGUAAAAUCCAUUCAGACCAUCGGCAUUUUGAUCAUGUCUGCUCACACAGUGGGAUUUUCCCGAGAAUUUCACGCUCUCCUAGGCGCAGCUCUCAGGAUUGCAUUUCCUAGAGCCCAUACCAGAGGACUCAGAGACCUCUGACUUGAGGAAUUGGGAGACACGCCCACGCCAGCACAGGACAUACACCCCCGGUUGUGGGCACAUAUUUGCAUCCAAGACUGGUUUUCUACAUUGUCGAAGGGUCGAUAUUGCAUCAAUCCAGAUCACUGCAAAACUUCGCUGAUUUCACAGGAGAUUCCCAGUAACCCCAAUUUCUGGAGCUACCAGUACGUCGCGUUUAAAAUUGCGCGACUCUUAACAAAAGAACAUGAUGCCAUUCGACGUUCUACCACG
Molecule: messenger RNA, 672 nt
Organism: Cladophialophora psammophila CBS 110553
Lineage: Eukaryota; Fungi; Ascomycota; Eurotiomycetes; Chaetothyriales; Herpotrichiellaceae
Exons: 2
Source: RefSeq, a predicted model, not a curated record